Molecule: messenger RNA, 852 nt
Organism: Trichechus manatus latirostris (Florida manatee)
Lineage: Eukaryota; Metazoa; Chordata; Mammalia; Sirenia; Trichechidae
Product: protein FAM170B-like
Biological process (GO): fertilization
Cellular component (GO): acrosomal vesicle
Source: RefSeq, a predicted model, not a curated record
AUGGUGAGGUCUCUGGACCCUGAGGACAAGCACAGUCUGAUAACAUCCCAAGAGAAAAGCCCAAGCUCCAGGCGGAAGAUUCCACGACAGUCAGAGAGGUCUUUUCCCUCACCUUCCACUGAGCAGACCUCUCAUGCAUCCAGCUACGGGGCUGCUCCAGAGAAGCGAUGGGUCAGGUGCACUUAUUUCCCCAUGGUGCGCACAGUCAAGGGGGUGGCCGUGGCCUGGCGGACCAAAACCUCGUUUGCCCCCGUGGGCAAGAUGCCCCAGGUCUUUGAGGCCGAGCUCUCAGAGGAGAGCACCAUCGGCUCUGCCCGCAGUCUGGCCAACACCGAGUCCCUGGUCAGUGCCCUGGAGCCCUGGCAGGAGCGGCCCAAGGCCUGCACCCUGGAGGCCAUCGUUCGGGGGUGGGAAGAGCAAGGGGAGAGGACCCGCGCUGCCACUCCCGAGUGGCUGGUUACCCGCAAGCGCUGCUUCCAUUCCGUGGCCUGCUGUUUCGUGUUCCAGUCCCAGGAGGCUCUGGUGGCGCAUGCGGAGCAUGACGUGAGCCAGGGCUUCAGCUGCCGGCUCUUCUAUGAGGCGCUGCUGGAGAGGCGGCUGCCGCCCUCAGCCCAGUGCAGGCCCCGAUACUGCCACCAGCUGGCCAGGCGCCACCUGAUGGCCGCCACGAAGAGGGAGAUGAGGAAGAAGAGAGCUGUCUGCAGGCGCCUGGAGGAGCAGCUGGAGAAGCAGAGAGAGGAGCUGAAGAGGCUGAGGCACCAGCUGGCGAGGCUGCAGAGGCGGGAGGGCAGGCUGCAGAGGGCGCAGGCGCGGCACCAAGGCCAGAGGGGGAAGCGCCUGAAGACCGGCUAG